Mercenaria mercenaria is the source of this 2512-nucleotide messenger RNA. Its product is annotated as GDP-D-glycero-alpha-D-manno-heptose dehydrogenase-like. The transcript has 2 exons. The record is from RefSeq and is a predicted model, not a curated record. Bases 68 to 1054 code for a protein of 328 amino acids. Lineage: Eukaryota; Metazoa; Mollusca; Bivalvia; Venerida; Veneridae.
CUGAGAGUUGCUUAAGCAUAAAAUCGAUUCGCUGAUAGUGACAGAGAAUAUAUAACAGUUUGCAUUAAUGUUGUUCCGUCCAGACUUGACUCGGAUUUAUAUACAGCAGUUCAUAGAAGGAAUGAAAGUGCUAGUCACAGGAGGUGCUGGAUAUCUUGGUUCAAUUUUAGUACCAAUGCUGUUAAAGAAAGGGCAUGAUGUAACAGUAUAUGAUACGUUACGCUGGGGAGUCAAUUCAUUAAUACACGUCGCAAAUAACUCUAGACUUAGGAUAGUUAAGGGAGAUAUAAAGGAUAGGAAACAUAUUGCCGAUGAAAUAUCAUUACAAGACGCAAUCAUACAUCUUGCAGCUAUAGUUGGAUAUCCUGCUUGUGAUGCAAAUCCAGAUUCUGCAUUGGAUACUAAUAUAUCUGGCACAAGGAAUAUCGCUGAGUUUAAAUCAAGUAAUCAAAUAUUGAUAUACGCUUGCACAGGAUCUUGUUACGGUGCUAUCGAUGGCAACUGUACGGAAAACACAAAGUUAAAUCCCUUGACAUUGUAUGGAAAAAGUAAAGCAAGUGGUGAAGAAAUAAUACGAUCCGUAGGUGGUAUCUCUCUUAGACUCGCUACAUUGUUUGGCUUAUCUACAAGAAUGCGACUUGAUUUACUGGUAAACGAUUUGACAUAUAAAGCCUUUGAAUGCAAAAAUAUUGAAUUAUAUGAAGGUGAUUUCAGAAGGACAUUCCUGCAUGUAAGAGAUGCUGCAGAAGCAUUCAUUUUUGCACUUGAAAAUGAACAAAAUAUGUCCGGCGAAGCAUAUAAUGUCGGGGACGAAAAUCUUAACAUGACAAAAUACAAUGUUGCGCAGAUUAUUCAAAAGCUAAUACCAGACUGCAGUAUUACUCAAACUUAUUCAACGCAUGACAAAGACAAACGUGAUUAUGAAGUCUCAUAUAAAAAGAUAAAUGAUUUAGGGUAUCGAAAUAAGAUAUCAAUUGAAGAAGGAAUUAGAGAAAUGCUCAGGGUUUUUCCAUUCUUAUCUGUCGGGGAACCAUUGCAGUAUUGUAAUAUAUAAGAUACGCAGUUUCAUUGCCCAUGAUACGCAAAAUGAUUUGAAUUAUUUGUGUGCCUGUCUAAGGUAGGCCACUUUGAUAUGUAGUAUGUAUCUUAAACAAUAGAAGUGUGUACAACUUAACAGAAAUUAAUCAUCUACUGUAGCAUGUUAACAGGGCUCGACACUAAGAGGCCCUUGGUGCUCAAAAAAUCUUUAAUAUUUGGAAGAGCUCUCCGACGAAUCGCGAUUCCGUCGGAAUCUUUUAUUGUGGCGUAACUUUUCUAUUGAAAGUAAUGGUUAUAAUGGUGUUAUUAAAAAUGAAAAUGUUUCGAAUGAAGCGCAUUGUUAGUUUAGGAAUUGUGAGAAUUCAAGCAGCUUUGUUAUAGAAAAUCGUUAUAAAAUGUACAGGAAACCCUGCCAUCCUAUUCCAUAACAACGUAUUGAAUACUUGAACAGUUAUAUGCAGUAAUAGCCUAUUCUAUUAUUUCAUAUAGUAUAACACUAUACUAUUAAGUUUUUAUUAUUCUAACCUGAGUAGAAAAAGUAUAUCUGAAAUGCUAGUCAUUUGUUGUCUUAAUGUGUAAACCUAAAUAUGUCAUCUGAGAAUGUGUUCACACAUGUUCGUCGUUCAUUUAAGUGGAUCUAAUCAUGCAUAAGACCCAUGAGUUGUAGUCAAGUAAUGAUAGAUGGGUUAUAGCACACUAAUAUUUCAAUGAGUCGGAUUUUGUUCAAAUUUCCUUCUGACAUGUUUGACAUUUUGAUACUAAAUAUAGCGCAUUUGUAUUUGCACAACAUAAAAACAUUCAUUAGUAGUAGAACCAUUUCAGAGCUUCAUUUAGAUCUGGAUGUAAUUAUGUAGUGAUCAAAGGUGAUUGAUAUAUCUCCCUUAGAAGAUAUAUCAUCGUACGCUUUCUGGUCAUUUCGUUUCUGUGGUUAGAUCAUUCUUCACACUUAGAUAAAGAUGUGUAUACUAUAGGUUAGAGACAACCAAUUAAAAAGGGUACAGGGGACUUACUUUUGGAAAAAUGUUAGCUGUAUAUCGGUCAAUAGGGUUAUGUUUGUCCGUUCUGACUGGUCAGUCAUAUAAACAACCCAUGACGUGAUUAGGUUUUCAAAAUUGACUUUUAUUUUACUGCAUUCACAGUAUUUUGUAAUAUAUUUAGACAAAAUGUGCUACAUUUAUGUGUAUAUUAUUUUUGCAAACAGUAUUCGUCCAAUAUUUUCCUAUAUUUUGAAAAAACAUAAAAAUAUACAUGUUACGAUUUAUGGAAUGCCGUUCACGUAAUGUUUUAUUGGAUUUCUGAGAAAAAAAUCGGUAGUCUCCGACCUGUAAUGAUUCAAGUUAUGCACAAGUCAAAUGGUUUAUCGCGGCCAGAAAUUUGUACAAACCGGACAGAAGUUGCGAAAUUGUCAUUUGUGCAGGAAAGAAGCGUUUACCAUAAUGUCCAGUACUGGACAGGUAUGGUGACAUACGUUUAA